GAAACUUAGAGACUCUCUCUCUCUGUCUCCCAGUGCAUGAAUUCAGGAAAAUGGCCGAGGCCAGUAUUUCAGUAGAUCAGCUUUCAGUGGACCAGUUCCUCUGUUCAGUGUGUCUGGAUCUACUGAAGGAUCCAGUGACGAUCCACUGUGGUCACAGUUUCUGUAAGGUGUGUAUUAAUGACUGCUGGGAUCAGGAUGAUAAGAGCGGAGUUUAUCGCUGUCCUCAGUGCAGAGACACUUUCACUCUACGGCCUGUUCUACGCAGAAACAACAUGCUGUCUGAAGUGGUGGAGAAACUGAAGAAGACUGAAGUCCAAGCUGCUUCUCCUGCUCACUGUUACGCUGGACCUGGAGAUGUGGAGUGUGAUUUCUGCACCGAGAGAAAACACAAAGCCGUCAAGUCCUGUCUGAUGUGUCUGGCCUCCUUUUGUGAAACUCAUCUGAAACCUCACUAUGAAGUUCCAGCUUUGAAAAAGCACAAGUUAGUCGAAGCUUCUGGAAAUCUACAAAAGAAGAUCUGCUCUCAGCAUGAUAAAGUGCUGGAGAUCUACUGUCGUACUGACCAAAGCUUCAUCUGUUAUCUGUGUACGAUGCAUGAACACAGAGGUCAUGACACAGUCGCAGCUGCAGCGGAAAGAACUGAAAAACAGAGUGAGUUAAAGGAGGAGCAGAUGAAAUCCCAGCAGAGAAUCCAGGAGAAGCAGAAGAAGGUGCAGGAGCUGAAACAGGCUGUGAACACUAUAAAGCUCAGUGCACAGACAGCAGUGGAGGACAGUGAGAGGAUCUUUACUGAGCUGAUCAGCUCCAUGGAGAAAAAGCGCUGGGAGGUGACGGAGCUGAUCAGAGAUCAGGAGAAGGCUGAACUGAGUCGAGCUGAACGACUCCUGGAGCAACUGGAGCAGGAGAUUGCUGAUCUUCAGAGGAGAGUCACUGAGCUGGAGCAGCUUUCUCACACACACGAUCACAUCCAUUUCCUCCAGGUUUUAGCUUCUGGGUGUCAGUCUCCUUCACUUCCCAGACCAACAUUUCACACAUCCAACAUCACUGUCAAUCAACAUCUCUCAUUUGAUGGAGUGAGGAAAUCUCUCUCUGAUCUGAAAAAGAGACUCGAGGAAUUCUGCCAGGAGGAAUUCAUCAAAAUCCCUGAACAUGCUGCAGCAGUUCAGAUGAUUUUACCCUCAGAACCAAAGAGCAGAGAAGAUUUUCUGCACUAUUUCUGUGAUCUGACUCUGGAUCCCAACACAGUACAUUAUUACCUCAUUCUGUCUGAGAAGAACAGAGCGGUGACGCGCAGUGAGAUAAAGCAGCCGUACUCUGAUCAUCCAGACAGAUUUGACUCCUACUGUCAGGUGUUGUGUAAGGAGAGAGUGUGUGGACGCUGUUACUGGGAGGUGGAGUGGAGCAGUGAGGGAGGUGUGUAUAUAUCAGCCUCAUAUAAAGACAUCAGAAGGAAAGGACUGGGUAAUGAGUGUUGGUUUGGAGGCAACAGUCAGUCCUGGAGUCUGCGGUGUUCUUCUUCUUCUCUCUUUUUCCGUCACAACAGCAUUAAGACUGAUCUCAGAGUUCCAUCCCCCUCCAGAAUAGGAGUGUAUGUGGAUCACAGUGCAGGAACUCUGUCCUUCUACAGCGUCUCUGACACGAUGAAGCUCCUCCACAGAGUCCACACCACAUUCACUCAGCCUCUAUACGCUGGGUUCUGGCUGCGUUGUUAUGGAUCAACUGUGAGAUUGUGUGAUCCAAAAUAAAAUAUUAAAUGAUUUGACGUUUUUAAAAUUAAGAUGAACAGCUUUACUUUUAUAUAGAGAAUUUAAGUCCAAUAAAGAUGGAACAUGAGGAAAGUAUUUUUGAUUUCCUAAUAUUUAUUUAUAUUAGAUCAUUUUCUGUCUUUUAGGAGAUUUAAUAUUAUAAUUGUGACCAUUAUAUAAAA
Messenger RNA from Neoarius graeffei (lesser salmon catfish), 1927 nucleotides. Its product is annotated as tripartite motif-containing protein 16-like. The record is from RefSeq and is a predicted model, not a curated record. NCBI's taxonomy places the organism in Eukaryota, Metazoa, Chordata, Actinopteri, Siluriformes, Ariidae. The coding region runs from base 51 to 1745 and encodes 564 amino acids. The transcript has 6 exons. Gene Ontology annotation, molecular function: zinc ion binding; protein binding.